UCAAACCGGCGCUCGUAGUAGAGAUCGCCUGGGAGGGCUGGAACCAUGACUAAGACGUCGCCGUCGACUGCCAGUCUGCGGGAUGCGCUUCUGAGCGCACUCGCCACAUUGCCUGGGACCCGCGAGUUCCACGUCCAUGUCCUGGUCUCUUCACCACACAAGCACACCGGACUCUUCCCAUACGCUCACCCACGACCGCGGGUGUACCUACAAGACGUGUUCGUGCUGCUGUCAGAGCAGGCAAACCCCGAUGCCCCGAGACAGCUCGUGUCCGCAGUGGAAGUAUCCGUAUACAACGUAACGUCGACGUCUUGCGGGAUCAUGUACGUCUCCAAGGUCGAUUCCACCGGUCAGGGUAUGUUCCCUUCGCCGACUUCUACGCUCGUUAAGGCUUUGCUGAGCUACUACGCCGAUACCGACACCCGACCUAUCCGUGUGGACACGCUCUGGAUUCAGCUUUUCGCGCGCGCACAAAACCAGUAUCUUUUCCCGAACUCGAGUGAGCACCCGGGAAAGAAGCCCCUCUCGGAUGUGAAGCUCUGUGCCUGGUGGAGGCGCGUGUUGGGAGAGGUUGCAGCGGAGUUGGACGCGAAGGAGCCAGAUGCAACGCUACGGGCGUAUUACGUCCUGCCAGGUUACAGUGAGCUUGAAGCCGUCAAUUCUCUCCAUAUCGUGUCUCCUCUUAACUCUUCUGCAUCACCAAUCCAAUGGACCUAUGGGCAUCCUUAUUCCCAAAGCGACAUCCCGCUACCGUAUCCGCGAAGCCAAGGCCCGCACAAUCUGGGGCACUACGUCCCAUCCUUCGAAGACGACCCAAAAUCACGUUUCAUGGACGAGAUCGCACACACGACAGAAGGGGGUGCUAUACGCUCACCGGAGCGGAAGCGUGCACGCACGCUCAGCAGGACCGAUUCCAAGGAACAGGACACGGUGGCCCAGGACGACAGCGCCAAGGAGCAUAAGGAGCACAAAGAGCACAAGCCAGAGGGAGAGCUCGGGAAGUGUUCUGCGAACGAGUUCUGGGAGCGGAUGUCCUUUAGGCAGGAGUGCGUUGCAGGCGCGGUAACAGGCUUCUUCACCGUGGGCAUUUCAUCGCCGUCCAGCACUUCCCACUCGCACUCCACGCCGUCGCCCUUGGCCCCACAGCCAGGUCAGGUCGCACCGAAUCUUGUCCGCCGCGUCGUCGCGACGCUCCUCCACGGCGUCGAGUUCUCGAAUGCCGAACGCGCCGCCAAGUCGACCGAAACCCUGGAGGCAUCCAUCAAAGGCCUUUGCGAGAACGUCGCCGCCUCAUCCCCAGCCGAAACCUCGCGAAGCCCAAGCUCGCUCGCACCGCUACUUUUCCGGCGCGAUUCUACACCGGAACCAGCGCCGGCGAACGUGACGCUCGAGGUGCCUCGAACGCCUCCACCCAAGUACGACGGAGCGCUGCCUGAUAUCUCCCCGAAUCCGUUUCCGGAACCGACUGCGUCGCUUGACACGUACCGCUCGCACAUCUACGGAUCUGUCACGGUCAGCAACCCUCCGCUGGUUCCGAGGGCCGUGGACGCGGUUGGAGCGGAUGGUGCGCCUGGUGCAGCCGCCGCGCAGCCUGUGACAAUGUUGGCCGUCCGCAAGAAGAAGCGGAAGGCUGAUGCUGCCUGACAACAACUUGUU
Molecule: messenger RNA, 1656 nt
Organism: Phanerochaete carnosa HHB-10118-sp
Lineage: Eukaryota; Fungi; Basidiomycota; Agaricomycetes; Polyporales; Phanerochaetaceae
Exons: 1
Coding region: 322-1644 (440 amino acids)
Biological process (GO): DNA damage response
Cellular component (GO): nucleus
Molecular function (GO): histone H3K56 acetyltransferase activity
Source: RefSeq, a predicted model, not a curated record